UUACUCAUCCCAUAAAAUAAGAAAGACUCUCUCACUCACUCACCACUUCACAGUUUUUUCUUUAAUCUCUCCCCAAAUCCCAUUCAGAACUCAAAUCAUUCUCUCUGUUUCUAUGGAUACCAAAAUCGGAUCCAUCGAUGAGUGUAAACCGACGACUGGCGACGUCGGUAGUCCACCGAACGGCGCCGUCGCUACAAUCCACGACUCUGUUCCUCCCUCCGCCAUCUCCGUCAGCUCAUGCGACGCCACUCUCGGUCGUCACUUGGCUCGCCGUCUUGUCCAAGCCGGCGUGACCGAUGUCUUCUCUGUUCCCGGCGAUUUCAACCUCACUUUGCUCGAUCACCUCAUGGCUGAGCCGGAGCUGAACCUGAUCGGUUGCUGUAACGAGCUAAACGCCGGUUACGCUGCCGACGGCUACGCUAGAUCUCGUGGAGUCGGCGCUUGCGUUGUGACCUUUACCGUUGGUGGACUCAGCGUUUUGAACGCGAUCGCUGGUGCGUACAGCGAGAAUCUUCCGCUUAUCUGUAUCGUCGGAGGUCCUAACUCCAACGAUUAUGGUACUAACCGGAUUCUUCAUCACACCAUCGGAUUACCUGAUUUUAGCCAAGAGCUUAGGUGCUUUCAAACCGUCACUUGUUAUCAGGCGGUGGUGAAUAAUUUGGAGGAUGCUCAUGAACAGAUUGAUAAAGCGAUAUCAACAGCUUUGAAAGAGAGCAAGCCUGUGUAUAUUAGCGUGAGCUGUAACUUAGCUGCGAUUCCUCAUCAUACAUUUGCCCGUGAUCCAAUCCCUUUUUCGCUAGCUCCUAGAUUGAGUAACAGCAUGGGUCUAGAGGCUGCGGUAGAAGCAACAUUGGAGUUUUUGAGCAAGGCUGUGAAGCCAGUUAUGGUUGGUGGUCCUAAGUUGCGUGUGGCUAAAGCUUGUGAUGCCUUUGUGGAGCUAGCUGAUGCUUCAGGCUAUGCUAUGGCGGUGAUGCCUUCUGCUAAAGGCUUUGUACCUGAGCACCAUCCGCAUUUCAUUGGCACUUAUUGGGGAGCUGUGAGCACUCCUUUCUGCUCUGAGAUUGUGGAAUCUGCGGAUGCUUACAUUUUUGCAGGUCCAAUCUUCAAUGACUACAGCUCCGUGGGUUACUCGCUUCUCCUCAAGAAAGAAAAAGCCAUCGUUGUGCAUCCUGAUCGAGUCACUGUGGCUAAUGGUCCUACCUUUGGCUGCGUUCUGAUGAGCGAUUUCUUCAGGGAAUUGGCUAAGAGGGUGAAGCGUAACGAGACGGCUUAUGAGAAUUACCAUAGGAUCUUUGUCCCUGAAGGUAAGCCAUUGAAAUGCAAACCAAGAGAGCCAUUGAGAGUCAAUACAAUGUUCCAACACAUUCAGAAGAUGCUCUCUAGUGAAACUGCUGUGAUUGCUGAAACCGGUGAUUCUUGGUUUAAUUGCCAGAAACUAAAGCUGCCAAAAGGAUGUGGGUACGAGUUUCAGAUGCAGUAUGGAUCGAUCGGGUGGUCUGUUGGUGCGACCCUGGGAUACGCACAGGCAGUCCCAGAGAAGCGAGUGUUGGCAUUCAUCGGAGACGGGAGUUUCCAAGUGACGGCUCAGGACAUAUCAACAAUGCUGCGAAAUGGUCAGAAGACGAUCAUCUUCUUGAUUAACAACGGUGGCUACACCAUCGAAGUGGAGAUUCAUGACGGUCCUUAUAAUGUGAUUAAGAACUGGAACUACACUGGUCUCGUUGACGCCAUUCAUAACGGUGAAGGCAACUGCUGGACUUCAAAGGUAAGACACGAAGAGGAAUUAGUUGAGGCGAUAAAGACAGCGACCACGGAGAAGAAAGAUUGUCUCUGCUUCAUUGAAGUGAUUCUUCAUAAGGAUGAUACGAGCAAAGAGCUCCUUGAAUGGGGCUCACGCGUCUCUGCUGCCAAUAGCCGUCCUCCCAAUCCUCAGUAGGAAGGAAGGAAGCAACAGUACCAAUCUCAUGACAUUGUUUUCCUACUGCCUUUGUCUUUUUACCGUCGGUUUUAAUUGGAGCUUUUUUUUUAUUUGUAGCUUUUCAGUGGAAUAAAGUAAAGUUCCUUUUCAACUAUUGUGCUCUUUUGUCUUUAAAGUUCGAAUAAACCCAAAUGGUUCAAUCUA
Molecule: messenger RNA, 2122 nt
Organism: Capsella rubella
Lineage: Eukaryota; Viridiplantae; Streptophyta; Magnoliopsida; Brassicales; Brassicaceae
Product: pyruvate decarboxylase 1
Exons: 5
Coding region: 113-1936 (607 amino acids)
Molecular function (GO): thiamine pyrophosphate binding; carboxy-lyase activity; magnesium ion binding
Source: RefSeq, a predicted model, not a curated record